AUGGUCAAAAUCUCAUCUAUUCUACUCGCCGUUACAGCGCUGAUCGGCAGUGCCUCGGCUGUGUCAGGCAACGGCCGCUCUACUAGGUAUCAACCCCCCCCCUUCUUCUGGGCAUUCUGUCCCGUGGCUCUUUGCGAGCAACUCCAGGCUAAAAACUACCAUAGAUACUGGGACUGCUGCAAGCCUUCCUGUGGCUGGCCUGGGAAAGCUGCCGUCGGUAAAUCUGCGCAGACUUGUUCUGCCGGCAACCACCCUCUAAACGAUGCCAAUCUCAAGAGCGGCUGCGACGGCGGUCCAUCCUAUGCUUGUGCAAACAACCAGCCAUGGGCAGUGAAUAGCAAGCUAUCAUACGGCUUUGCCGCUACAGCGAUCAACGGUGGCUCCGAAUCGACUUGGUGCUGUGCCUGCUACAAGUUGACUUUUACUAGCGGACCUGUUGUAGGACAGGAAAUGAUUGUGCAGUCCAUCAAUACGGGGGGAGACCUCUCAAGCAACCAUUUCGACCUCUUGAUUCCGGGAGGCGGAGUUGGUCUCUUCAAUGGCUGUACCUCGCAGUAUGGCGGAAAUUUCCCGGGCGCGCGGUAUGGCGGGGUUUCGUCGCGAGCAGAGUGCGAUAAACUGCCACAGGCAAUCAUAGCAGGUUGCCGGUGGCGCUUUGAUUGGUUCAAGAAUGCUGAUAAUCCGACCUUUAGCUUUGCCCAAGUCCAAUGCCCCCGGGGGCUGCUCGCCGUCUCUGGCUGCAAGCGCGACGAUGAUGGCCUUUUCCCUCCUGCUUGA
Messenger RNA from Beauveria bassiana ARSEF 2860, 777 nucleotides. Its product is annotated as K-family cellulase. The record is from RefSeq and is a predicted model, not a curated record. Gene Ontology annotation, molecular function: cellulase activity. Lineage: Eukaryota; Fungi; Ascomycota; Sordariomycetes; Hypocreales; Cordycipitaceae. Bases 1 to 777 code for a protein of 258 amino acids. Gene Ontology annotation, biological process: carbohydrate metabolic process. The transcript has 2 exons.